This is a messenger RNA of Staurois parvus, 348 nucleotides long. NCBI's taxonomy places the organism in Eukaryota, Metazoa, Chordata, Amphibia, Anura, Ranidae. The record is from the annotation of a GenBank genome assembly.
GACAAAAAAUGGAACACACCAGCAGUGUGAGGAGACCUGAAAGUGGCCACAUGGCAGAAGUGUGUGGCGAUGGAGACAGCAGCAAUGGGAGGCCGUACAGGGGACCCCAUGAGAGACUCUGGACCUGGCAGCAGCAUGAGGAGGCGGUACAGGGGCCCAUGGCAGAUUAGGGGCCUGGCAGCAGCUAUGGGAGAGGCCCGUAAUCUGCCAGCACCCUAUGACAAAAAAUUGAACACACCAGCAGUAGUGAUGGAGACCUGAAAGUGGCACAUGGGAGUGUGGCGAUGGGACAGCAGCAAUGGGAGGCCGUACGGGGACCCAAGAGGGGCUUGGAUUGGGGAGCGCUGA